Molecule: messenger RNA, 2118 nt
Organism: Sardina pilchardus (European sardine)
Lineage: Eukaryota; Metazoa; Chordata; Actinopteri; Clupeiformes; Clupeidae
Gene: med27
Product: mediator complex subunit 27
Exons: 8
Coding region: 5-940 (311 amino acids)
Biological process (GO): regulation of transcription by RNA polymerase II
Cellular component (GO): mediator complex
Molecular function (GO): transcription coactivator activity
Source: RefSeq, a predicted model, not a curated record
AAAAAUGGCGGACGGUAUGAAUGUUGGAGUGAAUUUAGAAGCUUUUUCACAAGCAAUCAAUGCCAUUCAAGCACUUCGGUCAAGUGUAACGAGAGUUUUCGACUCGCUGAAGGAUGGAAUGAAAAACAAGGAGACGUUGGAAGGACGAGAAAAGAUAUUUAUCACCGAAUUUCAAGAUAAUUUGCAAUCAGUCAAUCGUGACUUGAAUGAGUUGGAGCGUCUCAGCAAUCUGGUUGGCCGGCCAUCAGAGAGCCAUCCCUUACACAACAGUGGACUGCUCAGCUUGGACCCAGUACAGGACAAAACUCCGCUCUACAGCCAGCUCCUUCAGGCCUACAAAUGGUCCAACAAGCUGCAGUACCACGCGGGAUUGGCCUCCAGCCUGCUGAACCAGCAGUCACUCAAGCGCUCAGCCAAUCAGAUGGGACCUUCUGCCAAGAGGAGGCCCAAAGUCCAGCCUAGUGCUCUGGUCCUGCCACCACAGUACGUGGACGACGUGAUCACCAGGAUUGGACGGAUGUUUCCGGACAUGACGAUCGAGCUCUUCCGCCCCAAUGGGACCUCAGCAGUACUUCUGGUGACGCUGGGUAAGGUCCUGAAAGCCAUCGUGGUGAUGAGGAGUCUGUUCAUCGACCGCACCAUCGUCAGGGGCUACAACGAGGAUGUGUACUCGGAGGACGGCAAGCUGGAUAUCUGGUCCAAGUCCUGCUACCAAGUCUUCCAGAAGGUGACUGAUCACGCCACCACUGCUCUGCUGCACUACCAGCUGCCCCAGAUGCCUGAUGUGGUUGUGCGCUCCUUCAUGACGUGGUUGCGUAGCUACAUCAAGCUCUUCCAGACCCCGUGUCAGCGGUGUGGGCGGUUCCUGCAGGAGGGCCUCCCCCCGACCUGGCGGGACUUCCGCACGCUCGAGGCGUUCCACGACAUGUGCCGCCAGUGACGGAACCCAACGGAACCCGACCCGACCUGACCCGACCCCCUCCGCCUCUCCCCAGCAGAACCCGUGGAACCCACUGAGAGGAGCUUCAGAAACCCAGCAGAGCUCAGCGCCGUCUCGUGAAAAACGCAGAAGCUUUCCAACACACACACACACACACACACACACACACACACACACACACACACACACACACACACACUCCUCUGCUUGUUGCUCUGUACCCUCUGGUGUACAGACUACUGCGGUGUGUGUUGAUACACACACGGCGUGUGUUUAAAAAUACCGCUCAGCCAGCCUCUUUCAGUCACUCAGCACUCCUACCGCGUACACACACACACACACACACACACACACACACACACAUCCAAACAUAUUUAUUGUUUCAUGACCAUGAUGUUUUUAUUUGGGCACUGGAAUUCUCGGGCGGCCUAUUUCCAUGUGUUCCCUUCUGCCUGCCACUUUUGAAUACAAAAGAACGUUCUUCAGAGCCGACACUCGCCCCAUAACUUCACGUGUGUGUGUGUGUGUGUGUGUGUGUGUGUGUCUGUGUGUGUGUGUACAAAAGAACGUUCUUCAGAGCUGACACUCGCCCCAUAACUUCACGCACCAAAUAUUUUGGAGAGAGUGUUUUCCCCCUCUCACUUUUUUAUACUCUUUUUGUAUACUCUCUCUCUCUCUUGCUUGCUCGCUCUCUGUCACUCUUUCUUUUUCUAUUCUACCUUUUCUCCCCCCUCUCUGUCUCUCUCCCUCCUUCACUCUCCCUCCCCCUCCUUCUCUUUCUCUCUCUCUCUCUCUCUCUCUCUCUCUCUCUCUCUCCCUCCCCCUCUCGUGCUUUCCCUUGAUCGCUCCCUGCUAGUGUGUCUGCAGCAGUCCCAUUUGUACAGGAACACUUUUCAAUAUUUCAUCAUCCACCCUGGAAACGCUGGCCAAAGUUGUUUUUCUUUUUCUGUAUGUAAAGCAGGCGCGCUGCUUUAAGAGGCUUUGCGACUGGGUGCUCUGAGUGGGUGUGUGUACUUUUCAAAAGGUUAAGAAAAAGGAUGAUCAAAUAAACGAGUAGAUUUCUUUUGUAAAUGACUGUUAUUGUAUUCAUUUCCUGUUUCAAUGAUCACUGGUGACUUCAUGUUAAUGUCUCUUGUGUCCUGUAAAUACACUUUGUUAUGGUGGAGUAAUUACGUUUU